AUGGGGCCCCUGUGGGCAAUAGAAGAUCAUGGGGCCCCUGUGUCCUCACCCACGCUAAAACCACACUCAAAAAAGCCUAUGAAAGUUAGAUAGCAUAAUAAAAUCAGGUUCACGAUGGAAAAAAAACAUGCUUACACUGCAGAAUAAUAAGAGCUGCACAAAUAUGGACUCUCCACAGCAGGGGCGGACUGACAACUCAUGGGGCCCCCGGGCAAUAGGUGAUCAUGGGGCCCCUGUGUCCUUGCCCAAACUCAAAAAAGCCUAUGAAAAAGGUACCAGGGGCAUCUCAUGGGGCCCCCUACUAACCCCGGGCCCUUGGGCAGUGCCUGAGUUUCCAACUGGUCAGUCCGCCCCUGCUCCACAGUAAUACCUGUGA
This is a messenger RNA of Staurois parvus, 376 nucleotides long. The record is from the annotation of a GenBank genome assembly. Lineage: Eukaryota; Metazoa; Chordata; Amphibia; Anura; Ranidae.